UGAUGGCAGCCGUCUGGUCUCUUCUCGGCUCCUCGGCUCGUGUCGCUGCUCGGAUUCGACCUGUGUGUAAACACAUGUUUACUCGUGUGUCCUCGCAGCCACGCUACACGCGGGAGAAUUCCACCUCCCCAGCUGAAGGUCUCAGUUCUGGACUUGAGACGUACAAGGUCCUGCAGAAAUAUUUCAACAAGAGACUGAGGGCAAUGUACCGGAGGAUCUCCAGCACAACUGAUCACUCAGUGGUCUGUGGCCACCAUCAUGUGUAUUUCAUUGAAGGCGAUGGCAUCUACAGGAUGGACAACAGGCAGAGAGACCUGGAGCCGGAGCAGGUGCUAAAUGUAGGACAAGUCUCUGGAGGAGAGGAGGAGAGGGGAUCUAAGAAUGGAGAGAGGAAGCAGACGUUUCAGUGGAUCGUCCAGAGAGUACGUUUAUCCCCACAGGAGAAGCAUCUCGCUGCCACGUUAAGAGCGGCUCAUAGAGAGGAGCUGAGAUGUGUGGUUGUGAAGCUAAAGAGGGAAAUGACCACUUCUUUGGAUCCUUUACACGUCUUAACAACACUGGACAAAGUUUUCAGCUGUGAAUGGGCCACAGAUGAGAUCCUGUUCUUCACGACUCUGGAGGACCUGCGCUGCAGCAGAGUAUCUCGUCUGGACCUGAUCCCCGGUAGAAGCAGGAUAACGUCUGUGUAUGAGGAGACACGGCCUGAUGUGUUUGUGGAGGUCGCCCUUUCCAGAGACCGACAGUUACUGAGCAUCAACUGUAACAGCAGGACCGGUUCAGAGGUGCUGCUGGUCGAUACCACAACAACCAGCGUGGAGCCUCUCCUGGUUCAGCCUCGGCAGCCGGACCUCUUGUACCACGUGGAGCACUGGAGGAGGACGCUGAUCAUACUGGCCAAUACAGGACCUGGACAGGAGUAUCAGGUGGUACAAGCUCCACUCUCCAACCCCUCCAUGGUGUCCUGGGUCUCACUGUUUGCCCCGUCUUCUGGCUCUGCAGUCAAAGACAUGGACGUGGUUGGAGACCACUGUGUGUUGACUGUAAGAACUCCGACCAAUGAGCUCGUCCUGACUGUGAUCCCGCUGACUCACCCUGAGAAAGCCUACACUGUGCCGCUCCCUACCUGGGCUUGCGCCAUUGAAACCCAGAGACCAGGCUUGGCAGACCAAUGCAAAGUGUUAGAACUCCUCAUUUCCUCUCCAGUCCACCCAGCGGUGCCCUACUGUCUGUACCCAGAGGACGGGCUCCUUCUAUCAGACACUGAGGAUGGAUCCGUCCGAGAGAACCAGGAUGAUUAUACCACCGCACGUUUAGAGGCCUGCAGCCAAGACGGUGCCCUGGUGCCAGUCACACUCUUCCAUGCCGGACCUGUGGAAGGUCUGAGACUGGCGCCACUGCUGGCUCAUGUCUACGGAGCUUAUGGCAGAGAUCUGCACAUGGACUUCUGCCCAGAGAAGAGGCUUCUGCUGGAGCAGGGCUGGGCUCUGGCCUACUGCCACAUCAGAGGUGGAGGAGAGAAGGGUCUGUCCUGGCAAAGACAAGCUUGUGAGGAGAAGAAGCUGAAAGGAGUGGAGGAUCUUCACGCCUGUCUCCAACACCUCUUCUCCUCAGGAGUCUCCUCACCCUCACUCACUGCCCUCACAGCCUGCAGUGCUGGGGCGGUGCCGGUGGGGGCGCUGUGCAAUAGACACCCACAUAUGAUACGGGCCGUCACCAUGCAGGCUCCUUUCCUGGAUGUGUUGGGGACGAUGGAGGAUCCCAGCCUGCCUCUAACUUUGGAGGACAGAGAAGAAUGGGGGGACCCGAUAGGAAACCCCAAACACAGACUGAGCAUCUCCUCCUACUGUCCCCUUCACAACAUCACUCCUCAGUGCUAUCCAUCAAUGCUGCUGACAGCCUACAGCAGCGAUGCCAGGGUUCCUUUGGCAGGUGUCCUGAAAUACACUGAGCAGCUAAGGAAAGUCAUCCACACUCACUUCACCACAGAUCCACAGUCAGGAUGUGAACCAGCACCAAACAUCGUUCUGAAUAUCCAACCCGGAGCAAAUCACCUCGGCCCAGACGACUUUGAGCUGAUGCUGGAGGAGGAGGCCCUCAAUCUAGCAUUUCUAUACAAAGAGCUCGGCCUCGAGCUGCCGCGACGCAAGAGGAAGAAGUCGUGAGGCUUUCGAGAGGCAGUCAGGAAUCAAUAUGAACUUUUUGAGAAAGAAAAGACAGAGAUGGUGAUUGUAUCUGUUGCGGUUCCUUUUAAUUCUCUGACAUACAUCCCUUACAGAGGAGACACCAAAGAAACAUCUUGAUUUCUACUGUGAAACUAUAAUAACUGAACACCAGUGUCCAUUCAUGUUAGCAUUUAUAAAGUAUGUCCAUGGCUCCUAAAUAACAGGCCUUCUCUGAGACGUAGCACUGCUUGGGAUGGUUGGGAUUAAACCGAGUGGGUGCGGAGAACUGAAUCACCAAACCCUCCCCGACCUCCGUCAGGAUACCAGACUUCUGAAACACUUUCCCAUCGCUGACACCGUUCGUGCUCAUCAGCACCGUCAGCUGCUCCGGCAGCUCCCCAACAGACGAGAGGUCCGUGACGGCAGAUUCUUUGCCAAAGUUAAGGACCAUGAGGAAAGCUCGGUGUAGCCCGUCGAGCUCCCUGAGGUAAGAGAAGACGCUGGCGUCAGCGUGGACGAAGCAGAACCAGCCGCGGUGAAGCGGCAGCUCCGACUGACGCAGCGUGUUCAGGAAACGGUACUGAGACAUAACGGAGCGGCCAUCUUUUUUCUGGACCUAGAGGAGAGAGAGUGGCCGUAUUUUAAAGUAAGAAACACAAGCAGCCUCUGGCCAGAUGUUCCUCCAAAGUCGAACAGAACUGAAAGAUCUCUGUACCUCCACAUUCACGCUUGUGAAAUCCGGGUGAACCGGCAGCCAGGUGGCGUUGGUUUUGUUGUUGAAGCCUGCGUUCGUGUGAGCACUCCACUGCAUGGGGGAUCGCUGGGGGUCCCGACUGGCACUCUGCAGGGACAACGUUAAGUUUGACUUGAGCACAGACACUUCAACAUAUACACAAGUAUGUACAGUUUCCAUUCCACUACAUAGUGCUGUCAAAAUGCAACAAACUGGAAGUAAAUCCUGCCUUAAUAAAUGUUUGUCUAUUUUCAUUGUUGACACACAUCUUGA
This is a messenger RNA of Limanda limanda (common dab), 3168 nucleotides long. It is a transcript of the gene prepl, whose product is annotated as prolyl endopeptidase like. Gene Ontology annotation, biological process: proteolysis. Gene Ontology annotation, cellular component: cytoskeleton; Golgi apparatus. The coding region runs from base 3 to 2162 and encodes 719 amino acids. The transcript has 15 exons. Lineage: Eukaryota; Metazoa; Chordata; Actinopteri; Pleuronectiformes; Pleuronectidae. The record is from RefSeq and is a predicted model, not a curated record. Gene Ontology annotation, molecular function: serine-type endopeptidase activity.